GAGACUCGAUUCAAAACAAAAUCGGGUGGCGAACGUAAACGUCGCUGUCGGACAAUUUGGCUCGCGUCUCUGUGUUUGUUGUUCGUGUCAACCACCCCCGCCGGUACCCAAGCGCCCCUCAUUUCGCGCGAGUGUUUUUAUGGUUUUGCUGAAUGAAAAGGCUCGGCAAAUGCGCUUAUUGAGUGGCCACUGUGUCGGGACUGGCAGUGAGUCCUACAGAAUGCACUCGCUGCACGGACAGUUCAUGAGAAUUUGACAUUUAAGUGCCCAGUGUGUUCCUGCUUUUGCGGCUAACUGCAGCUUGUAGUUUGCUUUACUUGCAUACUUUUUUUUGGCGUGGGCUGAUAUUAGCGGACACACCCACCCGAAAACAAAAACAAAAAGUAGUCCAAAGGCCCCAAUAAUUGAGUGUCUCUGUGUGUGUGUACGUUUGUGUGUGUGUGUGCAAGUUGUUUAUGUGUGCGAGUGAGAGGAAAGGGAUUCGAAUCGAGCCGGUUUUCGCGAGUUAAUUCACAAAGCAAACGGCGAAAAACCAGCAAACAUAAGCAAACAAAGCGGAAAAUAAACAAAGAACUUUCAGCGCAGAUAUGCGUGUUCGAAAAUCAGGAGAUAAUUAAAUAAAAAUCAUAUUAUUCCUGGGAGUGUAAAAGGAUGAACACUACAAUGCUGAAAACUCUAUAAUAUCCACAACGAUAUUCCACCCCAAAGUAAAACACCAUGGCCAAAACGCCCCCGCCCCGCCCCCUCAGUAACAUGGCCAAAUUCCUGGCAGCCCUCGGCAUCUGCUUUUGGCUCCUCCUUUCGGCCAACGCUCACAACUGCCAGCACCAGCAUCCAAAGGCCCACGAGGUCGUCCAUGGCGUGCGCAUCCAACUGGCUGAUGGCGAAGAUGACUCCGCCGGAGAGCCAGCGAGGCAUAGCGUCCGCCGACGCAGCGUGGCCGCCGAGCAGCCACUGCGAAUUCUGCUCGUCUACGACGAAUCCGUCUACAGGCUGGAAGAGGAGAAAUUUAAUUUGAUAAAUGACACCGUGCUCCCGGAAGCCGUGCAGUUCUGGGAACAGGCCCUGAUGGUGCGAGAGACCAAGGGCGUCAUCCGUCUCAAUAGGAAAUGCGACAGCACACAGGUGUAUGUGAAAAACGGACACACCCACUGCAUCGACCAUUGCAAGGCGACGACGAUGUGCGGCGAGGUUCAGGUGCCCGAUGCGCACUUGGAUGUGUGUCGGGUGUGCAAUGCCACCGGUCAGAAUUGUAGAAUCGAUAGUAAUACGCAGCCGGGCGAAGGAAUCGAGAAUGCGGACUUUGUGUUCUACGUGUCCGCCAGGCAGACGCAGCGCUGUUUCAAGGGUCUAACCGUGGCCUAUGCGGCCCACUGUCAACAGGAAGCGGCUCUGGAUCGUCCAAUUGCGGGUCAUGCGAAUCUCUGUCCGGAGAGCAUCAGCACCAAGCCGCAGGAACUGCAGACACUGAUCUCCACCGUUAAGCACGAGAUACUGCAUGCACUGGGAUUCUCCGUGAGCUUGUACGCUUUCUUCCGGGACGAUGAGGGAAAACCCCGAACUCCGCGAAAAUCAGACACUGGCAAGCCGUACCUGAAUGAAAAAUUGCAGAUCCAUCAGUGGAGCAACGAGACCAUUCGCAAGGUGGUGCGAGAGAACUGGUCUGUGCGUGGUGGCCAUGUUAACAAGGUAGUGGACAUGAUGGUCACGCCCCGCGUAAUUGCCGAGGUGCGCGCCCACUUUAACUGCAAUAAACUGGAGGGCGCCGAGCUGGAGGAUCAGGGCGGCGAAGGCACCGCCCUGACCCACUGGGAAAAGCGCAUCCUGGAGAAUGAGGCCAUGACUGGCACUCACACACAGUCGCCGGUCUUCUCGCGCAUCACCCUUGCAUUGAUGGAGGACUCCGGCUGGUAUCGGGCCAACUACUCCAUGGCAACGCCGCUGACCUGGGGCAAGGGACUGGGAUGUGCGUUUGCCAUGCGUAGUUGCAAGGACUGGAUACAGUACAACCAUGCCAGGGGUCGCUCCAUACAUCCCUUCUGCUCGAAGGUCAAGCAGGAUCCUCUGCAAACCGAGUGCACAGAUGAUCGCAACUCUGUGGCGCUUUGCAAUCUCAUCCGCCAUGAGUUUGAGCUGCCCAAAGGCUACCAGAACUUCGACAGCCUAAAUCAUGUGAAGGAUGGUGAAGAGGGGUUCUACGGCGGUUCCGUCUCGCUGGCCGAUCACUGUCCCUACAUUCAGGAGUUUACCUGGCGCAGCAAGAACGUGAUAGUGCGUGGAUCUCAUUGCCGCUUUACAGAGAAUAAUCCCAAGCCUGAGAAGAACUUCGCCUUGGAGAGCUAUGGCGAUGGAGCAAAGUGCUUCGAUCACAGCGAGUCCAUGUGGGAGGAGCGAUCCUGUCACCAGACGCGUGAGUGGCAGCAUUGGGGCAGCGGAUGCUACAAGUACGAUUGCUUCGACGGCCGACUGCACAUCCUGGUGGGCAACUAUAGCUACAAGUGCUCCUUCCCCGGCCAGAAGCUUUCCAUUCGAAUCGCCGCCAAUGGAUGGCUGCACAAGGGCGCGAUCAUGUGCCCGCCGUGCCACGAGCUGUGCGGAGCACAAUUUGCUGCUGAGGGCAAGCAGUGUCGUCCGGGCGAGGAGCCCGAUCCGCUCAACAAGUACCCGCGCGACAACCUCGCCUGUGGAGCGGGCAGUAAGCAAUCACGUUCCGUGGCCAUAAUUACCGCUGUUCUCCUGCUUUUCGGCCUGCGCUGGGGAUUUAGUUAGGCUGAUCAGGGUGCAGGGUGCAGAUUUACUUGCUCUUUAUGUAUGUAGUGAAAUUUGUACAUUUUAGCUGUAUGAUAUAAGCUCAAUUUGUCUAAAAGUAGGUCGAUAGUGUAGUACUCCCAAAACUGAGUUGGUCGGUUUCCAAGCAAGAAUUUAAGCUGAGUAUUUAAUCUUUGGACAAUUCGAAUCGAACUUGCACAAUCUUUGCCAUUUAAAUAGUCUUUGGUUAUUUCAUAAAGUAAAAGUGUUUUAAACAAUGCUCAAAUGCUGCAUGGUUAAAUUAAAUAAUUUUGUCCUUAGAUUACACCAAUCCUUUUAUACUUCUUUGCAACCGUACAAAUUGACAACUCCUACCAAACAUAUAGCUAUAAAAUCGUAAUCGUAUUUUGUCCAUCCCGAAAUGUGAUCUGUUUUAAGUGUGUCCUCGGAUAUUUACUGCAUUUUGAAAUGUUGGCCACAUAUAACGCCAAUCACUUUCAAGUGGAGCAUCCACAGACAGUUCUAUGCUUCUUGAAUAUCGAUCUGUACAUUCCAAAGCCUAUAUGGUACGGUAGCCUAGGCAGUUCCACUAGCUUGUUGUUAAAUUCUUUGUUAUUUAUUAUGAAUAUGGUUUUCGAAAUUUGUUGAUUGCCCUGUGAUUUAUGUAUUCAAUUAGUUUUGCCUAAGCUAAAUGUGUUUUUCUUCAUUUCUGCUGCCUAUCAAGCAUUUAAGAAUUGUAAACUCAACUCUCGAUUUGUAAUCUAGCUUUUAAGAACCUGAACUAGCAAUGUGAAUAAACCAAGAGACCCUU
This is a messenger RNA of Drosophila teissieri, 3559 nucleotides long. RefSeq names its product leishmanolysin-like peptidase (gene Invadolysin). NCBI's taxonomy places the organism in Eukaryota, Metazoa, Arthropoda, Insecta, Diptera, Drosophilidae. Gene Ontology annotation, cellular component: cytoplasm; membrane. The coding region runs from base 718 to 2769 and encodes 683 amino acids. Gene Ontology annotation, biological process: cell adhesion; proteolysis. The record is from RefSeq and is a predicted model, not a curated record. The transcript has 9 exons. Gene Ontology annotation, molecular function: metalloendopeptidase activity.